This is a messenger RNA of Brenthis ino (lesser marbled fritillary), 1140 nucleotides long. The record is from the annotation of a GenBank genome assembly. NCBI's taxonomy places the organism in Eukaryota, Metazoa, Arthropoda, Insecta, Lepidoptera, Nymphalidae.
AUGGAGCAGUCGCUAGCCGAUAGCGCGCUGCGCGGGUCGGAGCGCCGGCCGCCAGCGGAGCCCUACGCCGCGCGUCCUCGCGACGCUUAUCGUCGAUGCCUUGCCGAUUGGCGGAGUGAAGUGUUUGCGAUGCCGAUACGAGCCGCGGGGACCAAUCGAUACCCUGUUUCAUCGAAUCUUAUCACAAUCAUGGUGGACAUUCAUACCUCUUGUCAGUUACCUGAUAUCGUAUCAAAAGAUAUCAUCGAGUGUAUAAAUAUGGGACCAUCGAUCGAUCGAGUCUCUAUCGAAGUUUGCGCUGUGAUUAAGAUUGACAACCGACGAGUUCGGUGUCCUCGUGUGUGGAGCCCCAGGAGUUAUGCCGAGGACGCAUUGUCUCUGAGGUUCAGUGCUGAACUGUUCGCACAAGGCGCGUGCGUCGCAGUGUUUAAUAGAAACGUACCAAAAAGUGUCACUGUAAUAAUAAGCGAUGAUUACGUAAUGCCAUAUGGUGGUCCGAUGGCACAUGUGCGAGCCGAUCCCAUCACGCCGACGUGUCGUCGAGAUGGUGCGACGGUGUAUCUCGGCGUGCUCCGAGUGAGAUCGGAGAGAGUGUCGCGUCGCUCGGCCGACGGCCCGGAGCCCGGCCGCGGCCGGGGCCUGGGCGCGCCAUGGACGCCGCCGCCGACCCGCUGCGAGCGGCCAGGCCGUGAGUAUCGAGUCUCCGCCGCCCCGUCCUCCAGGCACCACGAGCCCGUCCCGUGGAUUAUUUCGGUCCCCGCGAGCUCGUCCGACGUUGCGAAACCGUGCGCGAUAGUUUCUCGCUUUAACGCAGAGUCGACAUUCUCUCGGUGUUGCAGCGUCACGGCCUCCGCGACGUUGCGCCAUUGCGAGCGCUCGGGUCGCCGUGCCGCGGCAGGGCGGCAGGGCGCCGCCGUCGAUAGCGAUCUCGUAGCGCGGCGGCCGAGCGUGACCGCUCCGCCGCCGCGCCGCGGGCCGCAGUGCUCAUGUCGUCCUCACGUCGCGUACGGACAGCCGCCUCGUAAAUCACGUUCGUGUUUACAAUUUCGCGGAUUGCACUACUGCACUCGCGUCGCCCUUUGUGCGAGGGCAGCGCGAGAGGGCUCGCUCGCUAGGUGCAUAUAUGCCGUGCUCUACACA